CGUCGGCGCGGGCGGGGCGCGGCGCGGCGCUGCGGGGAGAGCGGCCCGGUGCGGAGGCUCGGCGGCACCGUGAUGCUGGAGCAGGACGGCGGGCUCUCCCUCACCAUAGCGCGGAUCGUGCAGCGGCUGAAGGGCUCCAGCCUCCACACCCAGCUGGAGCGACAGGCCCGGAUUAGCCUACACAACCCAGAAAUUAAACUGGAAUCAUUAAAAGAAGAUAUUAAGGAUUUUCUGAAGACAUCAGGUUGGGAAAAGAAGCUUCAGAAUGCUGUUUAUAGUGAACUCAAUGUGUUUCCUUCACCGUGUCAUCCUGCAGCACCUCCUGAGCAUAUGAAGGAACCUUUGGCUUAUAUGAGGAAAGCACAGGGAAGCUGGGAGAAGCGAAUUCUAAAAAGUCUAAAUAGUAUGUGCACGGAACUCAGUAUCCCACUAGCACAGAAGAGGCCUGCAAGUGAGCAGAAAGAGCUGCUUAAUAAAUGGAAUGAAAUGGGAACUGACGAACCAGAUCUAAGUCUCUUCAGGCCUGUUUAUGCACCUAAAGAUUUUCUUGAGGUCCUGAUGAAUCUUCGAAACCCAAAUUAUGAAAAUGGAGAACAGCCUAGUUUCAGAAAUCAUCUGGGGCUAAUUCAAGUUCCUCUAAAAGUUAAAGAUAUUCCAGAAUUGAAAGAAGACUUCAGUGAACUAGACUUAAACAUAGGACAACUGGGUAUUGAUGAUUCAGCACAAGUGCCUCCUGAGUUCUUUGAAAAUGAGCAUGUACGUGUUGGACAAAAAGUUUUAGCAGAACAAGACAGUGCUGCAGCUCAACAAUAUGUUCGUCAGGGAUGUCCAACAGCACUCCGAGCCGAUCUAUGGGCCCUCAUUCUGAAUAUUUCUAAUCAGCCAGAGGAUAUCUUGUAUUAUGAGCAGCUCAAGUCAAAUGUGAUUCAGCAUGACCUUUUAGUGGACAGCUUGAUUUACAAAGAUGUAAAGCUAACAGCAAGCAAUGAUGACUACUAUUUUGUAUUUGAGGAUUAUUUAUAUCAGGUAUUACUCUGUUUUUCACGAGAUACUUCAGUAUUGGAGCACUUUGCUUACAGCAGUGCUACUCCACCUAAAUCAUACAUACAAGGAAAACUUGGAAUAGAAGAGUAUGCUGUUUUCUAUCCACCAAAUGGUGUCAUCCCAUUUCAUGGCUUUUCUAUGUAUGUUGCUCCACUUUGUUUUCUGUAUCAUGAACCUGCCAAAUUGUAUCAGAUAUUCCGUGAGAUGUAUGUGCGUUUUUUCUUCAGACUCCAUUCCAUCUCUUCUCAUCCUUCUGGCAUUGUGUCAUUGUGUUUGCUGUUUGAGACUCUUCUACAAACUCAUCUGCCUCAGCUCUUUUAUCACCUUCGAGAAAUUGGGGCUCAGCCGCUACGAAUUUCAUUUAAAUGGAUGGUACGAGCAUUUUCUGGUUAUUUAGCUACAGAUCAGCUCCUGCUCCUGUGGGACAGAAUCCUGGGGUACAACUCCCUAGAAAUUCUUGCUGUCCUGGCAGCUGCUGUAUUUGCUUUCCGAGCAGUCAACCUGAUGGAGGUGACAUCAUUGGCUGCAGCUGAAGCUGUUCUUGCUGACCUUUCAACCCUGAAGGUUAUGCCACUUCUUCAAAUCUUCUUGUUUGCUACUGUUACCUAAUCUGCUUCAACAAUACUCUACUGCAUUUCCAGCCUCUCAUGAGAAGCUAAUGAUCAUCUAUGCAAUGUCUGCAUAAAACCAAAAUUAAACUGUAUGUACAAUAUUCAUUUAGAAAUCUUAAUGGAAUUUUCUAGCUGAAAACAAUAACUUCACACAGAAGUGUGUGUACUGCAUGCUGCUGACUUUCACUGCAACGACGGUUAUUACUUGUACAUUAAGAAUGACAACUUGUGCAAACAAAUGAUUAUGAAUCAGUGUCUAAAAUGCAUGUAAUAUAUAAUAAAUAAUGUAAUUCUUCA
This is a messenger RNA of Tympanuchus pallidicinctus (lesser prairie-chicken), 1952 nucleotides long. RefSeq names its product TBC1 domain family member 19 (gene TBC1D19). The record is from RefSeq and is a predicted model, not a curated record. The coding region runs from base 73 to 1653 and encodes 526 amino acids. NCBI's taxonomy places the organism in Eukaryota, Metazoa, Chordata, Aves, Galliformes, Phasianidae. The transcript has 21 exons.